Molecule: messenger RNA, 846 nt
Organism: Guillardia theta CCMP2712
Lineage: Eukaryota; Cryptophyceae; Pyrenomonadales; Geminigeraceae
Exons: 1
Coding region: 1-846 (281 amino acids)
Source: RefSeq, a predicted model, not a curated record
AUGAUCAAGAUUUGGAUGUCAGAUAUCCAAAGAUCACCCUCGACUCAGGAGGUCAAACUCAGCUCAGACUCUCUUGAAAUCGAGAGAGAAACGGUGCAAGAAUCCGAGGAGCAUGCUUCACACUUGGAAGAUGAGAAGACGGCAACCAAGGAGCAUGGGAACGAAAGCUUUCAUGCUUCACAUGACAAGGCUACAAUGGACGCGAGAGCCUCGGAGAUUGAAGAGUUCUCCCGCUUUAGGACUAUGCUCCAGAGCUCCUUUCUGAGCUACAGAUCUCCAAACACAACUCCAAAGCAAUACAUCAACCAUGUUCAGCUUUUGGAGUCCUUCAAAGAUCUCUCAGAGGCGAUUGGUGACCCCAAGACCUUCAGCAUCCCCAACAAGAAUUGUGCGUGCAACCAGUCGUUCCCUUCAGCGAUGAAGAGUGACGUUGCCUCCAAGAACUCUUCUCACAGUCAUUCUUCGUCUCUACGAUGCGAGUGCGAAGGUGUGCACGGUAUACUAGAGAUGCACGAGAAUGGGCCUUCCCAGAAGGGGGUCAAGGUGCGAUGCAUGAUCCGAAGACAUCAAGGAAAGAUGACUCUCGGUAUCUUCCAUGGCAACUACCUUGCAUCGGAGAUGGGGUACAUUUUGCUGGAGGAGGCAUAUGUCACAAGCCACCUUGAGAAACCCCACAUGUUUGCUAUCGGACUGUGUUCAGCAGGAGAGUACUUGACGGAUUCCGAGAUCUACUUCUUCUGCAAGACGAGCAGGUCUCGGGACAAGUGGGUCGAAGCUCUGAUCAAGGCUGGAUGCAGAGGCAAAAGCUUCUUCCCCAAGAUAUCCAAGACUCAAUCCCUUAAGUGA